GCAACUAAUUCCCGAGAGUGGAAACCCUCACAAUCAACUGGCGGUUAUUUCAACUUAUAACGCUGACGAUUUUGCUGCCGUCUAUCAUUAUUAUCGGAGUCUUGUCUUGAGGCAUCCUUUUCUCACGGCAAAGGACAAUAUCAGUCUUUUGUUUCAAAAGGCCAAGAAACCCUCCACUGAUGCAUCCGAGAGAGUUCAAGAAAAUGGAAGUAGACGACGCUUUUCCCAUCAGCGUCAAGCAUCAUCGCCCGCAAACUCAAACAAGUUGCGAACUGGUGAUGCCACCCAAUCUUUUUUUGCGGAUUUUACUCGAUUACAUAGCAUUUUGUAUUUGAGAGAGGACAUAGAAUCCUAUUUAGAAUUGAAAAAUUUGGAACUAAAUAAGUUAAAGGAACUCACUCAAGCAUGCUUAUUGGACUCUGAUCAACUCUUGAAGUUCACGGUUAUCAACAUGUCUGCGUUAUUCGUGAUUCGUCACAUUUCCAGCGGAGAGAAUGUCCACUCUGACAAUGGUCAAAAAGCUAAAAACGCUCAUUCGAAAAAGGUCCUGGUCGAAAAAUUUGCAGUAUUGUUAAUUUUAGAUACCCUGUCAACUUUGUUGGAGAUGU
This is a messenger RNA of Acaulospora morrowiae, 608 nucleotides long. Lineage: Eukaryota; Fungi; Glomeromycota; Glomeromycetes; Diversisporales; Acaulosporaceae. The record is from the annotation of a GenBank genome assembly.